Molecule: messenger RNA, 5484 nt
Organism: Sebastes umbrosus (honeycomb rockfish)
Lineage: Eukaryota; Metazoa; Chordata; Actinopteri; Perciformes; Sebastidae
Gene: fubp1
Product: far upstream element (FUSE) binding protein 1
Exons: 19
Coding region: 76-2220 (714 amino acids)
Biological process (GO): regulation of DNA-templated transcription
Cellular component (GO): cytoplasm; nucleus
Molecular function (GO): mRNA binding
Source: RefSeq, a predicted model, not a curated record
UCCACAUCCCGUGAGCGUGCUCGGCCAUCUUGUCUCCGCGAGCAGAGCAGAGCAGAGCAGAAGAAGAGCAGCAUCAUGGCUGACUACAGCAGCGUGGCUCCCCCGUCUAAUAACGCCGGAGGAGGAAUGAACGACGCUUUUAAAGACGCGCUACAGCGAGCACGACAGGUAGGAACACCACAAGAACAAGAUAAGAUCGCAGCGAAGAUCGGUGGUGAUGGAGUAGCGGCUCCCCCAACAAACGAGUUUGGCUACGGGGGCCAGAAAAGGCCCCUGGAGGACGCUGGUGGGUAUUUUCCCAUGCCUAACCUGAAUAUCGACCAACCAGAGACGAAGAAAGUGGCUACAAAUGACGCCUUUUCAGCGAUGGGAGGAAUGGGUGGUCCCCCAAGGUCAAUAUCAGAGGAGUUCAAGGUUCCAGACGGCAUGGUUGGAUUCAUUAUUGGAAGAGGAGGCGAACAAAUAUCACGACUGCAGCAAGAGUCUGGAUGUAAGAUACAGAUUGCGCCUGACAGUGGAGGAAUGCCAGAUAGGUCGGUGACAUUAACAGGAGGACCAGAAUCCAUCCAGGCUGCAAAGCGGCUACUAACAGACAUAGUUGAAAAGGGGCGCCCAGCCCCGGCAUUCAACCACAACGACGGCCCGGGAAUGACUGUUCAGGAGAUUAUGGUCCCUGCCUCUAAAGCUGGACUCGUCAUUGGGAAGGGAGGAGAAACCAUCAAAAGCCUUCAGGAAAGAGCUGGAGUGAAGAUGGUCAUGAUCCAAGAUGGACCCCAAAACACAGGUGCAGACAAGCCACUUCGCAUUUCAGGAGAGCCCUUUAAAGUUCAGCAAGCCAAAGAGAUGGUGAUGGAGCUGAUCAGAGAUCAAGGCUUCAGGGAGCAGAGGGGCGAGUAUGGUUCACGAGGAGGUGGAGGCGGUGGCGGAGGUGGUGGUGGUGGAGGAGGAGGAGGUGGCGGCGGUGGUGGUGGUGGAGGAGGACAAGGAGGAGGAGGAGGGGGAGACAGCUUGGAUGUUCCCGUCCCCCGGUUUGCAGUGGGAAUUGUUAUUGGAAGAAAUGGAGAGAUGAUCAAGAAAAUACAGAAUGACACGGGCGUCAGGAUUCAGUUCAAACCAGAUGACGGCAGCACACCAGACAGGAUAGCCCAGAUCAUGGGUCCCCCUGACCAGGCUCAGCACGCAGCAGAAAUCAUAUCUGAUCUGCUCAGGAGUGUCCAGGCCGGCGGACCUCCGGGACAUGGCGGUGGCAGAGGCCGUGGUCGCGGGCAGGGGAACUGGAACAUGGGCCCUGGUGGCCCUGGUGGCCUGCAGGAGUUUACCUUCACCGUCCCAACCAUGAAGACGGGCCUCAUCAUUGGAAAAGGUGGUGAGACAAUCAAGGGCAUCAGCCAGCAGUCUGGAGCCAGGAUCGAGCUGCAGAGGAAUCCUCCACCCAACGCUGAUCCAAACAUCAAAAUGUUCACAGUCCGGGGCUCCCCUCAACAGAUCGACUACGCCAGGCAGCUAGUGGAGGAGAAAAUUGGGGGACCCGUCACUCCAAUGGGCGGCCCACAUGGUCCCCCCGGUCCACACGGAGGUCCAGGUCCACAUGGGCCUCCUGGUCCACCUGGACCCCCCGGGGCUCCCAUGGGUCCAUACAAUCCUGGACCAUACAACCAGGGACCCCCAGGACCACACGGUCCACCAGCGCCCUACCAGCCUCAGGGAUGGGGUAACGGCUACCCACACUGGCAACAGGGUCAGCCUGAUCCAAAUAAAGCAGCAGCCGAUGCCAACGCAGCAGCGUGGGCAGCCUACUACGCACAGUACAGCCAGCAGCCGCAAGCUCCCAUGACCCCGACGAGUGGAGCUCCUGGCACGACUCAAACCAACGGCCAAGAUGACCCUCAGGCUGCAGGUCAGAGUGGACAGGCAGAUUACUCCACGGCCUGGGAGGAAUAUUACGAGAAAACGGGUCAACAGAGCCAACAACCUCAGGACUACACGAAAGCCUGGGAGGAGUAUUACAAAAAACAAGGUCAAGCGGCCCCUCAGGCCACCGCAGCAGCAGCAGCUGCCGCCUCGCAGCCUGGAGGCCAGCCAGACUACAGCGCUGCAUGGGCGGAGUACUACCGCCAGCAGGCUGCGUACUACGGCACAGGCAACCCACAGACGAUGGGUGCAGCACCACAAGCCCCUCAGGUACAUCCCCGAAUAGAAUCUGCCCUCCACAUCCACUGAAUACUCAAUUCUGUUGUGCCCUAACCGCCUUCCCUCCUCAGGAUUUACAGGGCUCCAGGUGACCGCAGCAGCCUCACACACUUAACCCAAACUAUUUCCUCCUUAAACAGGUUUUUAGCUUUUUAUUUUGGGAAGCUGAGUCCACUGUUUCCGCUGUUAACAUGCAAUGUAUCUUCUAUGUAUUUCUUCUGCACAGGGCCAGUAAUGUGAAGCGGACAUAAAGUAAAUGCUACAUUGUCGAAACAAAAUCCUUUGUUAAAUGUUUGGAUGCAGACGCCUUGAUGAAGAUCUUAAAUUUCCUCGGUUUGAAAGUGUUUCACAUAGAUGGCAGAUUACCCGGCGAACACGUCCUCUUCCUUUUUUUGUUUUCCUUUUUCUUGUAAAUGCUUUGUUUUUAGUGAGGUAACUAUACAUAUGGUCAUUCCAGCCCUGUAUCUACAUUAAAAUGUGGUUAGAAGUCAUGUUUAUUAAACUGUAGACAUUACCAUGUAAAUCAUCUCAGUUUUAAAAAUGCUAUUGCCUGUUGUGUUUUUGCAAUAAAACAAACUGAAACCUCCUGUGUUGGUAAGUUGGGGUGGUUUUAAACUAAAGGGGGUUAAAAGGAGUUUCUGUAUGUUUUUAUUUUACAGGGGUAAAAAGUUUGAAACGCAGGCCAUAUGUGGGGGUUAAUUGUCCAAAAACUCAAAGUUGUGCUGUCCUGUCUCUCUCCAACUGUCUAUAAGGCUCUUAGACACAUUAUGUGCGUGCAAUGAUCCGGAGUGGUUCAGACCAACAAUCGUCCUUGUUGAUAGACAUUACUUUUCUGUUUCCUGACUUUGCUCUGACUUCAGCAGUAGACAGAUGUUUUGCCAUAAGAAAGUCGACAUGUAUCGUAACUCAUGCAUUAACUGCGUUGCUGUGGCACUCCCUUUUUUUUAUUAAUCUUGUCUGGUUUGCUGACAUUGUUGAGAUAGUAUGCACUGUAUAUUGCCUUGAUAUAGACACUUCCUCCUCCACAGGCGAGUUUAGAAAAGCGGUAAGCAAGUAUUUCUCCUUAACAUGUUCCUCAGAAAAACGUGGUUGCAAGAAAUGUUGUUAGUGUUAUAUAUACAUAUAUAUAUAUUUUUUGUGCUGUUCUUUUUCCAGGACAGUCAGGUAAAAUUGCCACUGUAUCGAAAAAUGCAUUGAAACGUUUGUCUUGCCCAUUUCGAAUUAACUCACAUGUAUAAAGUUGUUUUUUUUAAAGAAUGUUUUUUUAAUAUAAAAACAUUGCAAAAAUCGUUUUUUGCUGUCCCCAUUCUGUUAGUGUUUAUCCAGUAUAAUAACAUAGAUGUUGUAGGGUCGGGGGUGGCUAAGCAGUCGUCAUCCAACAGUUGAGCCCUCCUAUACUGUAAGUACAAAAACUGUGACUGACUUUGAGAGAUAAACGCCUUUUUUUGAUGCUUUAAUCUGCAAAAGAUGUAGUAUUUUUGUCAUUUUCCCCAUGUCUCUGGGUAAGUAUGAAAUGUUCAGAGGAGAGGAAUAGUGCACUAGUUUCUUGUACCACAUGUUUCUGAGACUUAUUUGCCCUUGUGUGACUCCAUUCAGUCUUUGAAUCUUUACAGUAUGUUGAUACUUUUGUAGAUUGUGUAGGUAGCAUUUCAGCGCCAGUUGGAUUUUCUGAACUGAGGGUUUGAAUGUCAGCACUCUGUUACUCUGUUGGUAGGAACUGUUUUAAGGAUGCCCAUGUGGAUUUCUUGCGUUUUUGAAUACCUGACCUGCUUAAGUGCCAUUGUCUAGUUGAGACUGUCAUGUUUUUUUUAAAUGCCAUUUAUUGCUUAGAAACUUCCUACUGCAUAACUCCAGCGUAGCAUGCUUAGGUUUCUGCUGUUCUUACUUUAUAUGAGCAUGUGGAAUGGUAGUAGUGGUUCUGACUAGCCCAGUAUUGAUUAUCAUGACAUUUAUUUCUGAAUGAAGCACUGUUGUGAAAGGCUGUUAAAUUGAAGCAUUGUUCACUGACGGCAAACAGUGCAAUAUAUCUGAUCUUUGCAGUGUCGUCCCAGACCUUGCACCUUAGGUUCUGCUGCAAUAACACAGGUAAGCGAAACCUAAGGAAACCAGUGUUUUUGUCCAGUGACAUGACCCGAUUUACAUGCAAAAGAAAUGCUUACCUGUGUCUCUUAACAUGCCUCAAAUGCAUUUAUGCUUUAGUCGUAAAGAAAUGUCCAUUCUGAACAGCCCUUUUUUAAGAUCUGCUUUCAUUGAUUGAUCUGCAUGAUUUUUGUUACAUGAAGUUUGACUUUUCAAAAAGUGACUUUACCCAGAAAACGUUGUUGCAUAGGCUCACUGAGGAAAUGCUGUCAUUGUCGUACAUGCUUAAUAUUUGAUAUUAGCCUUAUGUUUUUAUUCCGGUAAGUCUGUCAGCGAUUGUGUAUCGAUGCUUUAGACUGGUAUAUCAAAACUGCAUGCCAUGCAAAUCUGUUGCCAGAAAGUUAGCAAUGUUCUCGGAUAGAAAAAAAAACGGUGAAAUACAUGAUUUUUUAAAAUUUCUGUCGUGGUGUGAAUCUGCCCUCAAGUGCAGUGCAAAUCUACUAUUGAAACGCUGCUGCCUUCACUUCUCGCUCACAGUGUUGGAGGACGCUGCAAGCGUAGGUCAUAGAGUCAGGCGCUGUCGUAGUUUGUCCCCAAAAGGAGGAAUCCUUUGAGUCAAUCCCCACUGCUGAACGUAGACCGUUCAAGAGCUCCAGUGAUAAGGUAAAAAAACAGCAACGCAAUGAAAUUUAAAUUCUGUGAUUGCAAAGUGUUGGUUAGAUACAUGUUUUUCUGCUCGGAUCAACUGUUGUUUCUUAAAUUAUGCCAUAGUGUAUUUAGAGGUGUCUGAUGGUUUCUAUUAUCGCUUUUAAUGCCUUUCAUUAGUAACCUUUAGUCAGUAGGAAUGUGCUUUAGAAAGUUGGACGAGGACAGGAACUGAUGUACUUUAAAUGACAUGCACAUGUUUUUAUUGGCAGUAAUAUUUGGGAGGGGGGAGGGUUACUGGUUUUUUAAAAACUCACUUUUCUCUGUAGUUAAAGGGUCACUUACUGUUUGUUUUGAGGCUGUUCACUCUGUAUAUGUGAGACACUCAGUGUUUCAACACAGGGGUCGUGGGGGUGUAGAAGACAAAACAAGGAGCAUGCCUUAGAGGUAAAAAAAAUAAAUAAAAGGUUUCAUGUGCUGUGUAUAUCAUCAAAUAUAUUGGUUUGUUUUUUGAACUGUUCUGACUUUUGAAAUGUUGCCAUGUUAAUUAAAAAAGUUGUAAAAAAUGAA